AAGGACUCCGUCCUCCCGUCCCCAUCUUUUUGUUGUCUCUUCAUUUCUCAGCCUCGCCCCCUAACUCCAGGUGCCGCACGUCGCCGGCUGGCUCCGGCAGGGAAGUAGAUGAUUCACAUCUCCACAGAGAUUUAAGUAUUAAUGUGUCCACAUUACCAAGGGUGGACUAUAGGUAAGACAUAACAAACACUAAGCAACAGUGGAUGGUGGAGAACAGAAUGAACCACUGAAUGAGAUGGCCAUGAGGAAAGGCUUGGAGGAGACACCUUCUCCCUACCAUGUGACCCAUCAGAACUGACAUGGGGAGAUGAGGGUGGUAUUGUCAGUGUGGGAAAGCUCUUUAGGGUUGCUAAGGAUAUCUUCCUUUUCUCUCACAAGGGUGUCUUGGCCUCCCCAGCAUCGCCCCUCCCCUCACCCUGAUGUCGGGUUGGUGCCUUGUGAUGUCAGAGCCCCUUCCCCCAGGGCUCCCAUUGGCUGGGGAAUGGCUUGGUGACCAAACAAAGCUCAGGGGUGUGGCCUGGCCCUAGCUCUGGGGAGGGUAUAUAUAGGGAGGUCAAGAGGCCUGGGUAGACCACUGGGAAGCACUGACAUGGCGAAGAUGACCAGAAAACAACAGGCCUCCAGCACUGUCACUGAACAACCAACUGCAAAUGUCAAAGCAGGGAAAGGGGGGAGGAAGAGGAAGGCCCCUCGUCAACCCAGGUCCAGAGGCAGCUUCAAGGUGCCCAAGGUAACCAGGAAGGCAAAAGGACCCCUUCGAGGGACUUUGAGGAGAAAGGCUUCUCCCAAAAUGACCACCCCUUCAAUUAAACCUAAGAAGAGAAGAGGGCUGACUCUAUUCGGCCAUUAUCACCGGCUGAACGAGGAGCUCAGUCAAAAUGAGCCAGAGCAGGCCCCAGAGAGCGGGGGGAGCUCCACCACCUCAAGUGUCACCCUCAGCAGCCAGUAACUUCGGAGUGAGGCCAACGACCUCAGACCUAUCUGCGAAGUCUCCGGAGGUCUGGCUGCUGGGACAUGGCAAACCGUGUGGACAAGGAAUUUUUCACUAACUGGGUACACCGUGGAGAUGAAAAUAAAACCAACCACUUGUGAAAUGA
This is a messenger RNA of Microcebus murinus (gray mouse lemur), 1097 nucleotides long. RefSeq lists its product as uncharacterized. NCBI's taxonomy places the organism in Eukaryota, Metazoa, Chordata, Mammalia, Primates, Cheirogaleidae. The record is from RefSeq and is a predicted model, not a curated record.